Molecule: messenger RNA, 432 nt
Organism: Neurospora tetrasperma FGSC 2508
Lineage: Eukaryota; Fungi; Ascomycota; Sordariomycetes; Sordariales; Sordariaceae
Exons: 3
Coding region: 1-432 (143 amino acids)
Source: RefSeq, a predicted model, not a curated record
AUGCAUAGCUUGAAGUCAGGCAUUAAACACCACGGAAUGAGAGCAGAAUUGGCGGCCAUUCGCGAUUCUCACGGUCUAAACUGCAAUAGCCUUGGGGCGAGUGUCCCAGUUGUGUCCAUGAUACAAGUGCCGAGUUUGCGCGACAAUCGACUCUGCCACAAACCUUUCCCAUCACCAAACCUGAACCUGAACCUGAACCUGAACCUGAACCUGGACAACAAUUUGUACCCCAAUCAUCCGCCUCUUGACCAGAAUAGCCGUUCUCCUACCGUCAUCCCACCCAGAGUACCCACGACUUCCUCAAUUGCAGCCCACCCGGUUGAACACUUGUCCAACAGCUAUCACUCCGUGAUUCCACAUUCAUCCCGGCCACCAACGGCCAGCAACCGACUGGAAUCCCACGUGGCUUCAACUUCCAAAAUUACGCCAUGA